AGAGAGAGAGAGAGAUGUAUGCUCGAUCUAUAUAAGCAAAGAUAAAUCACCUUCGAGAUACAUAUAUCAUUUCGCUCUUCGAUUGAGAGAGAUUUUGUAUGGUCAAAUUUAGAAUAUAGAUAGUUUCUAUUGGGCAUUUCCCUCGUCAAAAUCUAUGUUAAUCUUUGCUCUUUUAGCAUUAUUUUCAGUGGGUUUGCAGUGAAAGAAAAGCGUAAAGAUACGGGCUUUCCGGAUCGUUGAAUCUGUGUUCGCAUCAUUUGAUGUUUUCGGGCUGUGAUGGCAAACAAAUUCAAUUCAGGUGACAGUAGGACUAGGAGUUCUGUUUCGAUUUUUAUAAUAGCUGGUUUGUGCUGUUUCUUCUACUUACUGGGAGCAUGGCAGAGAAGUGGGUUUGGGAAAGGAGACAGUAUAGCAUUGGAGAUGACUAAGAGUGGAGAAAACUGCAAUAUCCUCCCAAAUCUCAAUUUUGAGACCCAUCAUGUUGUUGAAGCCGGAACCAUUAACGAUUCUGAUUCAGAGGUGAAAGUGUAUGAGCCAUGUACUUCUCGCUACGCGGAUUACACUCCUUGCCAAGAUCAAAGGCGUGCCAUGACUUUUCCAAGGGACAAUAUGAACUACCGUGAGAGACAUUGCCCUCCUCAAGAAGAGAAGUUGCAUUGCCUUAUUCCAGCACCUAAAGGUUAUGUUACCCCAUUUCCAUGGCCUAAGAGUCGUGAUUAUGUUCCCUAUGCCAAUGCACCGUAUAAGAGCUUGACAGUAGAGAAGGCUAUUCAGAACUGGAUUCAGUAUGAGGGCAAUGUGUUCAGGUUCCCUGGUGGAGGAACACAAUUUCCUCAAGGGGCUGAUAAAUACAUUGACCAGCUUGCUUCAGUAAUACCAAUUGAUAAUGGAAUUGUUCGAACUGCAUUGGACACCGGUUGCGGGGUUGCAAGUUGGGGUGCAUAUCUUUGGAAGAGGAAUGUUAUAGCAAUGUCGUUUGCACCAAGAGAUUCCCAUGAAGCCCAGGUUCAAUUUGCUCUUGAAAGGGGAGUACCUGCUGUUAUUGGUGUUCUUGGAACUGUAAAGAUGCCAUACCCAUCUAGAGCUUUUGAUAUGGCGCACUGUUCUCGGUGUCUAAUUCCUUGGGGAGCAAAUGAUGGAAUGUACAUGAAGGAAGUUGAUCGGGUUCUUAGACCUGGUGGCUACUGGGUCCUUUCUGGCCCUCCCAUCAAUUGGAAGACUAACUACAGAGCAUGGCAACGUCCUGAGAAGGAACUUCAGGAAGAACAAAGGAAGAUCGAAGAGAUUGCUAAACUUCUCUGCUGGGAGAAAAAGUCUGAGAAGGGUGAAAUUGCGAUAUGGCAAAAGAGAAUGGAUGCUGAUUCAUGUCGUUCUGCUCAAGAAAAUUCUGGAGCUACAUUUUGUAAAGCUGACGACCCUGAUGAUGUCUGGUACAAGAAAAUGGAGCCAUGUAUUACUCCAUAUAACAAAGCUAACAGAGAUGAAGAUUCUGCUGUGGAUGUCAAGCCUUUCCCUGAAAGGCUAUAUGCCGUUCCCCCUAGAAUUGCUAGUGGGUCUUUACCUGGAGUUUCUGUUGAGGAAUAUCUGGAGGACAACAAGAAAUGGAAAAAGCAUGUGAGGGCAUAUAAAAAGAUCAACAAAAUCAUUGACACAGGAAGGUAUCGCAACAUUAUGGAUAUGAAUGCCGGAUUGGGAGGAUUUGCUGCUGCACUGCAAUCUCCUAAAUUGUGGGUUAUGAACGUUAUGCCCACUAUCUCAGAGAAGAAUACCCUGGGUGUUGUAUAUGAAAGGGGGCUUAUUGGUAUUUAUCAUGACUGGUGUGAAGCGUUCUCUACAUGUCCAAGGACAUAUGACCUCAUCCAUGCUAAUGGUGUUUUUAGCUUGUACAAAAAUAAGUGUAACUUCGAAGAUAUCCUUCUGGAGAUGGACCGGAUACUGCGGCCAGAAGGUGCAAUUAUCUUCCGAGAUGAAGUAGAUGUGCUUAUCAAGGUGAAGAAGAUUAUAGGAGGUAUGAAAUAUGACUCAAAGUUAGUAGAUCACGAGGACGGUCCUCUUGUUCCCGAGAAAAUACUUGUUGCAGUUAAACAAUAUUGGGUAGGCAACUCCACUUCAGUGCAGUGAAAAGCCAGUACAAUGUCAGCGCGGGACUAGCAGACAACAGGAUUCCGGGAAAAAUUCUUUUAUCCCUCGUGCAACUCCACAGUUACAAGCUUCGUUUGGCCUGCUAGAAAAGUUCUGGCAGUGGAUGUGGAUUCAUUGGUCCCAAUUGAUUCAACUGUACUUGUAACGUUAACAUUUAUUUAUCCUUUGAGCUUCUUUUACUGUGAUGUGUCUCCAGUCUUGCUAGAACUUUAGAAUUCAUUUAAGAAACUAGGAAAAUUUACCAGAUAUUUCCUUUUUGAUUUGAUAAUUUUUUAAAGCUAUUUACAAGUCUGUGGGAGCAAUCGCAAUUCGAGUUA
Molecule: messenger RNA, 2459 nt
Organism: Olea europaea var. sylvestris
Lineage: Eukaryota; Viridiplantae; Streptophyta; Magnoliopsida; Lamiales; Oleaceae
Product: probable methyltransferase PMT2
Exons: 7
Coding region: 277-2121 (614 amino acids)
Cellular component (GO): trans-Golgi network; endosome; cytoplasm
Molecular function (GO): methyltransferase activity
Source: RefSeq, a predicted model, not a curated record